ACUUGUUUUGUUUUCGUGUGGAUUACAGAAAUAAUGAAUUAUAAAAAUUAUAAGGAAAUAUAUGAAAACAUUCUAUAAACAGCAAAGUGUGUAUGAAAAAUAUAUUACAUUUAUAGUGUUUUUUAUUAAUAAACAUGAGUGAGCGGAACAAAUCAACUUUACGAAUAGACUGGUUCGACGGUACACUUAUAGAAGAUAAUCAUCAGAUUACUGAAGAUGCAUCACAAUUUGCAGAUGAAGACCAGGUCCAACCUGAAACAUCUACAAAGCCCCAAUUUACGGAAAAGAAACCAAUUGGCUUCAAAAGACUUCUCGACUUAUCAUUCUUAGAACCUCCAGUUUUAACACUAGAAAUAUCACAUAGACCUGGCUUCUGGAAUCUUUUAGAUAUAGAAUUAAAAGGAGACUUUAUUGUCUUAAUAGUAAAAAUAUUAGCACGUAUUUACAGAUCACUAGAACCUGGUGAAAACUCGAGAAUUGCGUCCCAAUUGAAGUCGAGAUUUGAAAAAUCAAAUUUCUUGAUCACAAUUAAAAAUUAUCUGGCCAGUUUGCCAUCCGUCAGAAUUGUAGAGAAAAAAAUGAAUUUUCAAUUAUGGAAUGAUGCAGAAUUAUUUUUUAGUGAUGUUAUAUUGCUUUGUGAGGGUCUUGUACAUUUUGGUGGACAUUCUUUAGAUUAUAUAAAAGAAGUUUAUGAGUUAUUGGAUGUAGCUGAUGAAAGUGCUGUUGGUGUAAAAGAAGAACAUACAGAGACAUUUAGCAAUGAAUUAUUUACUAGAAUAGAUCAAUUGAAACUAAGAAUAUCAAAAAUUAUUAGUGAGGAUCCUAGUGAACAAAUCGUAUUUGAUAAUAAAAUACCGGACAAUAAAUGUGAUGACCCAAACAAUUACAAAAAUCUCCAUAUUUUUCCUCAAAAAGAUGACUUGUUAGGAAGAAAUAAGUUAAACAUACAGCCCAACAUAAUAAAUGGAGUGUAUACAAGUGUGCAACAUUAUCUAGAUUUGCAAUUCAAAUUGUUACGAGAAGACUACUUUGGCACAUUAAGAGAUGGAAUAUGUAAAUAUAUGGAGAAUCCAGCUAAGAGAAGACAUGAAAAUAUUAGAGUGUACCCAAAAGUACGUAUUAUUCGCACAUAUGUCAGCAACAACAAAGUGGGUCAUCUUAUUGAUAUUGCAUGGAAGGAACGCAACUCACAUAGCUCCAUUGAUAAUAAGAAGUUGGGAUACAACAAGCAAUUGAUGUUUGGAUCAUUGUUACUGUUUACUUGUGAUAAUUUUGAGAAUAUUUUGUGUGCUACUGUUCUUGAUUCUGGGAUGAAUCUAUUGGGCAAUGGUUAUGUGGCAGUUUCAUUUCAGAACCCGAUAUCGGAGAAAAAAAUCUCAGAAUCUUAUCUGAUGGUAGAAAGUGAAGUGUUCUUUGAACCCUAUCAUAGAGUUCUCAAAGUGUUACAGAACUCUCGCAAUGAUGAUUUGCCUAUGAAGAAAUACAUAGUUGAUGUUCAGAAUGCAUCACAGCCACCUGCAUAUUUAAACUCAGAAACGAUAUAUAUUACAGAAACAAACUCUGAAGAGAUAUCUUUUCCAGUUUUGGAUUUAGAACACUGGCCUACAAGCGACACACUAGGCCUGGAUAACUCUCAAUGGGAGGCCUACAAAUUUGCUCUAACAAGAGAAUUUGCCGUCAUUCAAGGUCCGCCAGGCACUGGCAAGACUUUCAUUGGGGUCAAAAUUGCUUCUACUCUACUAAAGAAUCUAUCACUAUUAGGUACUCCAAUGUUGAUAAUUUGUUAUACAAAUCACGCCCUUGAUCAAUUCUUGGAAGGCAUUUUAGAUAUCACUAAGAAUAUAAUAAGACUAGGUAGUCAAAGCAAGAGUAAAAUAUUAGAACCUUACACAUUGCAUAAUAUGAGAAUGCAAAUGAAGUCCAAAUAUUCAUAUAUGUAUAGAAAUAAGAGAUCAGAAUUAGAGAAGAUAUUUAAAGAGAUGACUGAUUUACAAAGUGAGAUAGAGAAAUGUGAGAAAGAGAUCCUCACGUAUAAAACAAUUAAACCAUAUCUUAAGAUUGGUGACAAAACAUAUGAAUUAAUGGAAUCUAAUGAGGAUCCUAUGUUAAACUGGCUUUUUGAUGAUACAAAGAAGGUAGAAAUAGAGGCAGAAGAAUUAGAAGACUGGGAGAAACAGUUUGAUGACGUGAAUAUUGAUUGUGAGCAGUUAGAAACGUGCUUUUCCGAAGAAUGGGCUUUGAAAGAAAUUGAUUCUAUGUUGAAUAGUAUAAAAUAUGUUAAAGACAUAACAGAUGACCCUUUAGAGAAGCAACAAAUGACAGACAAGUUUGAGGCUCAAAUAAACAGAGUCAAGGGGAUGUUGAAUUGUUUUAAACGGAAUAUACCAACCUCAGAAAAUGCUGUAAAUUUAGAAGACAAUCUGCCAAACGUGAAAGAUCUCUACAGCUUGAAUCUGAAACAACGAUGGACGAUGUACAAUAAUUCAGUGGUAUCUAUCAAAAGCAAAUUGAUGACUAAAAUGAACACUCUAUUGGAACAACACAACAAAUGCAACGACGAGUUAAACGAAGUGGCAACACUUAUCGAUGGUGAUGUGAUGAAUGCAGUGAGGGUGGUCGGUGUUACCACCACCACGGCAGCGCGUCGACACGAUCUCAUGAAGAAGCUGCUCUCACCUAUAGUGAUAGUGGAAGAAGCUGCUGAAGUGCUAGAGGCUCAUAUAGUGGCAUCUCUAACAUACCAUUGCAAACAUCUCAUACUUAUUGGUGACCAUAAACAACUAAGACCCACAGCGGCCCAGUAUAAACUAGCCAGAGACUACAACUUGGAGAUAUCCUUGUUCGAACGUAUGGUACGAAAUGGUAUUCAUUCGCGUACUCUCACCACACAACGUCGGAUGAGACCCAACUACGUAGAACUGCUCGUCCCAGAAUUAUACAACAGAUUGGACAGUCACCCUACAGUGUACAGUUACAAUAAUGUGAGGGGAAUGGCGGACAAUUUGUAUUUUUUCAAUCAUGACGUUUAUGAAGAUUCUGAGGGACUGGAAGACAGUUGGAGUCAUAAGAACAAUUACGAAGCUAAAUGGUGCACAGCUCUAGCUAACUAUCUACUGGGCAUGAAAUACAAAUCUGAUGAAAUAACAAUAUUAUCUACAUACACUGGACAGGUUUCACUUAUUAAAGAGAUGAGUAGAAAGUACAGCACAAUUCGAGAGGUGAAAGUGACACCAGUGGAUAAUUACCAAGGCGAAGAGAAUAGGAUUAUCAUACUCUCACUCGUAAGGAGUAACAGAGACGGCAAUAUAGGUUUCUUGUCAGCUCCUAAUAGAAUAUGCGUGGCUUUGUCAAGAGCUAAAGAAGGAUUUUACUUAUUCGGUAACAUGAAGACACUGCAAUCAGCGAGUAAUACAUGGAGAUCAAUUAGUGAUAAAUUACAAGCUCAAAACGCAAUAGGAGAUAAGUUAAGGAUAGAAUGUGAGCAUAAGAAACAAAUUGAGGUCACUCGUCCCGAGGAUUUAGAUAAUUAUCAGUCAUGCACGUGUUUAAAUAUUUGUGUGAAGAAAUAAUAUAUUUAUAAUAAUAAUUUAUACAUUUUGCUUGCUACAUGAUACAGUUUUAGAUCAUACCAUAUAAGAGUACAUGACAUGCAGCACCCCGUAGAGGUAUGCAAAUAUUGAAAAUGAUACCAUAAUGUGAAGAAUAGAAGAAAUAUAUUCCCAUUGUAUACCUUCAAGACUGUUAUUCCGGAUGGGAAUAAAACUCAAUAUAA
Messenger RNA from Achroia grisella, 3772 nucleotides. Its product is annotated as NFX1-type zinc finger-containing protein 1-like. Gene Ontology annotation, molecular function: helicase activity. Gene Ontology annotation, cellular component: nuclear RNA-directed RNA polymerase complex. The transcript has 14 exons. The record is from RefSeq and is a predicted model, not a curated record. Bases 135 to 3569 code for a protein of 1144 amino acids. Gene Ontology annotation, biological process: regulatory ncRNA-mediated heterochromatin formation. NCBI's taxonomy places the organism in Eukaryota, Metazoa, Arthropoda, Insecta, Lepidoptera, Pyralidae.